CAACACCGGAGUUUUUGCAGUUUGCAAACAAAGCACUGUCAAGUACCAAUCCUUGGCUGAAUGUUGACUUGUAAUUUUUGAACGGUUCAUAGUCUAUCGAGCCAGUGCUCUGGAAGUUUUAUUUUUGUUCUGCGUCAUUUGGAAACAUUAUGGUUGACGACACGAACGAUCACGAAUAUGAUCUCCAUCAGUCGGCCUGUCCGUCUGUGAAUAGGCUUAAAGUUAUUACGGCUUGCAGGGAUAUAGAAACAAAGAAGAAGCUUUAUAGCGCAUGGGCUUCAUUCUAUGACGAGGACAUGGACGUCCUUGGCUUUCAAGGGUAUGGUGUCAUGGGAAAAAGGGUUACCGAGCUUAUAACAGAUAAGGAAGCGAAGAUCUUGGACAUUGGAUGUGGAACUGGACGUUUCGGACUAGAGCUUCACUCACUUGGGUACACCAAUAUUCACGGUGUAGACGGGAAUAACAAUUUCUUGGAGAAAAGUCGCGAGAGACAUGUUUAUACCAACCUCAAACAAUGUUGGUUUGGCGCAAACGUCAUUUCACCCUAUGAAAAUGGUGCUUUUGAUAUCGUAGUAGCUGUGUCCACAUUUGCACCUCUAGGAAUGGACCAUACUGCAUUACCAGAGAUUGGCCGUCUGACUCGAACAGGUGGAUAUUUCAUCCUGUUCAUACGGAAAUCAAGACUAGAAAUGGAGGACGAAAUAUUCAACGUCAAGUCAGUCUUUGACGAGUGGAUCGCGAGUGGAGAAUGGGAGCGACUUGGCGACAUCAGCUCAGUUUUAUACUCUGGAACGGAUGACGGGUCGGAGCAUGAUGACCUUUUGGUUGAGCAUGAGGGCGUUAUCGUUACCCUAAGAAAACAGGCAAUUGAGUAACCAUUUGAGGUGCAUUCGUUUUGAAUACCGAAUGCAGAAUAAUGCACUAAAUAUACAGAGGGUAAUACAUAGUGUAAUUAUAGCCUGUCGGACAUACACGAUUUGCAUUUAAUAUGCUAACGUAUUUAAUCAAUUUGUAGUACUGGGGAAUUGGUAAAGUUGUUUAUUUAGCCUGUAAUAUCGAAUUCGACUUUUGUAAUGCAGUAUAAAUACACCGACUUUGAUAACAAGAGCAGCUGUUCCUGCACAAUUUCCAAAAUUUCAUUUUAUUUAUAAUGAUAUAUUGCCUUAAUCAACUCGCCAAAUGCGUAGUAUAUCCCAUCUUCUGUUUCUCGUUCUUCAUUUCCCCCCUUUCCCAUUUUUUCUUUCUUAUCUAAUGCGCAACGUAUCAAUCAUGGAUGAGACCUUAUAGUCGGAUCCCAAACUUUUUAAUUUCUUCCUUUUUCCUUCCUUUGUUAUUUUUUUAAGCGCGUGUAUAUCAUUAAGUACUCAAUUAUUUCUUUAGUUUCAAGGGGGGGGGGGGUCCAAACUACAAGCAUUGCUUUUCAUUUCAUUCGUUUAUUU
Molecule: messenger RNA, 1439 nt
Organism: Lytechinus variegatus (green sea urchin)
Lineage: Eukaryota; Metazoa; Echinodermata; Echinoidea; Temnopleuroida; Toxopneustidae
Product: methyltransferase-like protein 27
Exons: 5
Coding region: 150-875 (241 amino acids)
Molecular function (GO): S-adenosylmethionine-dependent methyltransferase activity
Source: RefSeq, a predicted model, not a curated record